AUGUCUCACUUCGGAGUACCCUCUAGAAUUACUACUGAUUGUGGACGCCAAUUUGAAGCUUGUCUGUUCUGUGAGCUUUCAAGAUUGCUCAGAGUUCAGCACAUCCACACCACCAGUUACCAUCCUGCCACAAACAGUAUAGUGGAAAGAUUCCACCAACAGCUCAAAGCUACUAUUUGCAUGGCUCCUGACCCUCAUCGUUGGUCCAAAUUUCUCCCCAUUGUUCUGCUAGAGUGCCGGUCAGCUGUCAAGGAGGACUUAGGCUACUCCUCCGCUGAGCUCCUGUAUGGCACCACCUUAGCACUUCCUGGACAAAUGUUGGCGUCUGUCAACUUACUGAAUGUGGACCCCAUAUCUUAUGUCACACAACUUAAGUCAUUCUUUGCUGACCUACCACCGAUGCUUCCUCAUGACCAGUCUAUUUCCUCUGCAGUACCUCCAGAUAUUUCUACCUGGAGUCAUGUGUUUGUAAGAAAUGACACCAUCAAGGGACCACUCACACCUCCCUUCACUGGACCCUAUCGCAUUCUUAAAAGCACACCGAAACUGUUUACUGUGGACAUUCACGGAAAAAAGAGACUGUCUCUAUUGACAGAGUAA
This is a messenger RNA of Octopus bimaculoides (California two-spot octopus), 600 nucleotides long. RefSeq lists its product as uncharacterized. NCBI's taxonomy places the organism in Eukaryota, Metazoa, Mollusca, Cephalopoda, Octopoda, Octopodidae. The record is from RefSeq and is a predicted model, not a curated record.